CGUCCUGCAUUUUAUUAUUUUGUACAAAGCGUACAAAACAAGACAAUUGGUUUCUUUCCAUUUUGAUAACAGAUGAAAAUGUAAUGAAUUGAAGGUGAGGGCAUCAAUCAUCGCUGCAUAUUUUUUAUUGGUUGUCAGGGUAUUUAAGAUACACAGUCCUUCAUUGCCAAGGUAAUGGCGUAACAGAACUAUCUUCUCUUCGUCUGGCAAGCCUCUUUCUCUGCCCUGUGUAAUGUACAAUUCAAAAUAGUUUAUCCAGUCAUUCCAAGGAUCCUGCGGCUGACCGGGUACCAGCAGAAAUAUUUGUUGAAGUAAAAAUCGAAAUGUAUAGAUUUUAAGGUUGUGUUUAGGGGUGGGGUGGGGUCACGCCAAUUUUUUUUUUUUAUGGGGUUGUCAGAAAUUCUGGUGGAAAAAAUGUGGUACUGCAGCUGAAAACGUUUGAAUACCACUGACUUAAAGUAAUGUAUGUGUGUGCAAGAAGACCGAUCAGUUGUAGCUUACUUGUGCUUACUUUGUGUUUUCAAUAUUAAAGUUAGUCAUUUGUAAUUUAGGGGUGUGCUUUCAUUAUUCAACUAGGUCAUUUGUUAUAGAUGUGUUGUUUCCAGAUUCAAUGUGGUCAUUAGUUAUUCGAUGCGUGGUGAUUUGCUUUUACAGUGGACGAGUUAUGUUUCAAGGUUCUUUAUGACCAUUUGUUAUUAGAUGUGUUCCGCAUUCAAGAUUUGUUGUGGUCAUUUUAUAUUUUAAUAUUGGCACAAAUAAUGUUACUUAUACAGUACCUUCCUUUAACUCUAUAGAGUUCUAACUUGUGCACUUUGCCCAGCCUUUUGAAAUGUGUGUGUCAUGAGAGAGAGUCAAAUGCUGUAACUUUUCUCCCAAUGUUUGCAGUUUGCAUCAAAGUUCCAUACGAAGUUGCACCUACCCUGACUGAGAAUUUGAAGCCCAACGUGGUUAAUCACAAGGCAAACGAAGAUGGCGCCAGAAUUAGACUUGUCCCCACCAACCAUGUUUCUGCUGGUACCCGGUGAGCCGCAGGAGCCUUGGAAUGACUGGAUAAACUAUUUUGAAUUGUACAUUAUACAGGGCAGACAAAGAGGCUUGCCAGACGAAGAGAAGAGAGUUCUGUUACGCCAUUACCUUGGCAAUGAGGGACUGCGCAUCUUAAACACCCUGACAACCAAUGAAACAUAUGCAGCGAUGAUUGAUGCCCUCACUGUUUACUUCAGUAAUGCGCAGAACUGUCAGGAGCCUCAGGACUGUCAGGAGCCUCAGGACUGUCAGGAGCCUCAGGACUGUCAGGACCGUCAGGAGCCUCAGGACUGUCAGGACCGUCAGGAGCCUCAGGACCGUCAGGAGCCUAAGGACUGUCAGGACCGUCAGGAGCCUCAGGACUGUCAGGAGCCUCAGGACCCGGAUGAUUCACAAAGAAUCAAACAGAACAGUCAUAAAUACUUCAGAAAAAAGUAAUAGUUGGCCAGGGAUUGG
This is a messenger RNA of Coregonus clupeaformis (lake whitefish), 1482 nucleotides long. Its product is annotated as regulator of nonsense transcripts 1-like. The coding region runs from base 970 to 1464 and encodes 164 amino acids. NCBI's taxonomy places the organism in Eukaryota, Metazoa, Chordata, Actinopteri, Salmoniformes, Salmonidae. The record is from RefSeq and is a predicted model, not a curated record. The transcript is spliced from 2 exons.